Dermacentor andersoni is the source of this 747-nucleotide messenger RNA. Lineage: Eukaryota; Metazoa; Arthropoda; Arachnida; Ixodida; Ixodidae. The record is from RefSeq and is a predicted model, not a curated record.
AACGAUGACAAUCGGGUACACUUUCCAAGCUGGAGCGAGUGGCCACUUGGUCACAACAGAUACCAAGGUGAUUGAGGCAAAGGCAAGAUUUUCAAAGAAAGGGGUUCAGACAGAAAAAAUCGACGAUUCGAAUCUGACCUUGCUCGUCAAUGACAUGAGCCAAGCGGCGCAGUCAUUCGCGAACGAGCAAGAGAUCGGUCACGCUGCUCAAGGUAUCAGCAGUGAUUUGCCGAAUAUGAGGAUCAGGAUGACCUUGCAGGAUCGUGUCGUACUCUGCCAGGGCGGAAGCUACCGGAGGGCCACUUUGGUUAUCAUAACGGCUACUGGACUCCCAGAGGAGCUCUCCAGAAAGAUCGCGAACAACGUCAUCGCCAUGUUGUAGUUUGAAGUUUGAAGUUUAUUUCCUUUCUUCAUUACAGAAAGAGGAAACAAGAGCUAAAGGCCAUUUGGCCUGACAGGGGCUCUUGCUCCUAAGUGCACAUUCAUACUAUUAAUUAAACACAUUCAUGCUCACCCACACCACAGGCGGUGACCACGGCGGGGGGGGGGGGGGGGACGCAGCAGUGCCUCCCCGAGUGAUGCCGUCGUCAACUCCCCCCACCUAAAGUGUCGUUACCAGAGUUACCCAUAUUUGACAUUUAUUUUGAGUUGCCUCUACCUCUUCAGAUAAAAUUUUAUUGUGUGUGACUAAAAGCUUAGUCGCAAGUGUGCGCAUACGUGCGACGAUAGGAGGACAAGCGCAUUAGA